AUGCCUAGUCAUAACUCUUCGUGCCUGGGGAGCCCAAUCAGCACGACGCCUACAUUUUCGGAUGACAUCUCCAUCCAAACGAUGCUGGACAACAAUUCAGAUUUCUCAUAUCCCUUGUCAACGUCAUUCCAGCCAGAACACGGAACAAUGCAGUUCACUGAUCCUAUUGAUACUUGGUGUGACCUAGACGGUCUUGCGGGUAUUCCAGGACCCGGAGACGCUGCGUCGCCUCUUAAGAUACACAACUGUCAUCCCCAAUCUUCAUAUGGCAAGGGUGACUUGAGCAUGUCUCCGCCGUUUGAUGCUGUAGGACAUUGGGCCAGCGCGAUGUCUCAGCCUUCGUCAUACAACGGCACAGCCUAUCUAUCACCAUCUGUAUCGUCUCGAAGGUCGAGCGACAGAGAAACGGAGCUCACAAUUCCAAACGACAUAAGUCAUUAUCAGUCUUCAGAAUCGGGUGUGUCUACGGCUUCGAGCGCUUGCCAUUGUCUGGAAAAUCACGCUGAUUUGAUCUGUCGGCUCAAGGAGUUAGAGCAGAAGCAUAUCAUGCCUCGUAUUGAUGUCGUCCUCGUUGGGGCACAGCAGGCUCUGGUCCCCUGGAAGAGUGUCAUCGAAUGCCGCACCUGCAAGACGGAUCAUAACCAGGAGGUACUCCUCAUGUCUGCUAUGAGCAUACGAUCGAUUCUCCGACGCCUUCAGGCUCUUGUGGUCGAGAGCCGCAACCCGAUGCCACUAAGCGGCGCUUCCUCUCCCGGUACAACUUUCUCACCUACCUUUUCCGGGCAAGCCAGCCCCGUCCUCAGUACUCACAGCUUAAGCCAUGACGACAUCAGGUCAACCAUCGGCAUCUACGAAAUCACAGGGGACGAGAGGACAGCCGUUACUGAUCUUCUCUUAUCCCGAACGCUUGACAGAAUCAGAUAUACUUUAGUUCGUCUCAAGGAAAGAAUUGAUAGCUUGAAAGCGAAAAGGACCAUGGACCCGACUGCGAUGAGACGAUCAAUGUCUAUGUACCAGCUUAAUGGCACGAAUGAUGAUGCUUUUGACGACUUUGGCAUCAACGAUCGUGGUAAAGGUAUUGGGGAUCUAGAGCACCUGGAGCAGGUGUGGCAUAAUCUAGAUAAUACUGUUCAAAGCUUGGUCCAUGCAAUCCGCAGUGGAACGACGACACCCAUCUGA
Molecule: messenger RNA, 1179 nt
Organism: Bacidia gigantensis
Lineage: Eukaryota; Fungi; Ascomycota; Lecanoromycetes; Lecanorales; Ramalinaceae
Exons: 2
Coding region: 1-1179 (392 amino acids)
Source: RefSeq, a predicted model, not a curated record